Messenger RNA from Entrophospora sp. SA101, 1803 nucleotides. The record is from the annotation of a GenBank genome assembly. NCBI's taxonomy places the organism in Eukaryota, Fungi, Glomeromycota, Glomeromycetes, Entrophosporales, Entrophosporaceae.
AUGAUCACUGCUAGUGAUUUACGUGAAACACUUGACGAAUCCUCGAUAUUUCGCUACCAAAACAACCCACUCGGUAUCUUGGGUAAAAGCAACAGACCACUGACUGAUGAUAAAUAUCAAGUAGAAUAUUUAUAUAACUUGAAUAAAUUAGGUAAAGCUCCUUCAGAAGUGAAGGCUUUGGAUAAAACUUUUGCUGAAAGAACUAUAACCGAAUUUUAUGUUGCUCAACCUAUGAGGAGCUAUUACUCAAAUAGGGAUAACAGCGCAAUGGCGCCAUAUAAUUCCCAAGAUCGUCUUGUAACGAAGUAUCCUGAGCUAACGUUACCAUCAUCAUCAAUGUGGAUUAAGGUUAUAUCAGCUCUUGGAGCAGCUUUUGUGAUGGUCAGCUUUGUGAUGGUCAAAAUCGAUAUCAUGCAAAAACCUAACAGCAACACUGGUCUAGCAUUAAAUGAAGUAAAUACCACUGUGGAUGCAGAUGCAGGACAUCAUAUUAUACAUAUCCAAAAUCCUGACAUUUCCCAAUACUCUGCUGAAAAAAAAGCUAUUUGUCAAUCACCAUCAAUAUAUGGUGUCUUUCGUACGCUCCGGUUUUUUAUAGUUGUUGUUCUAGUUUUAUUGAAUUUGGCAUCUCAAUUUGGAUGGUCGAUUGGUUUACCGAAUGGUCUUGAUAUUAAAGUUCUGUCUGACGCUGCAAUAUUAUGCUAUGUUAAUGAUAUUAAUAUAACUCCUACAACUAGUACACCAGAACUACCCGCUAUCACAAGUUAUCCAGAAGCGUUAAAACUUUCAGCAUAUGAUUUAUUUUUUCUUAUGAUUAUCACGUACAGAUCAAAGCAUCCGUUAGUCAAUAUGGGAUCAAUAUUAUCAACAGAACAGAAUCCGACUUACGUGACUAGUACUAAGAAAACUAUUGUUUCUUCUGUCUCUUCCCCUCGCCAAUACAACUCCGGACGAACAACAUCUUCAGUAAGCACUGGAGUAAAGGCUAGAGAAAUCACUUUAUCUUCCUACUACCAGUACAACACGGGACAAACAACAUCUUCAACAAACACUGGAGUAAAGUAUAAAACAGGACAAACAACAUCUUCAGUAAACGCUGGAGCAAGGAAUACCUCGUGGAAAGCAAAUACAGCAGGUUUUAACAAGAAAAACCAACUAAUUGUCGAUAUCGUCAAGUGCUUAGUUAAGAACGAUAAAUACAUAGUAUAUGGUAAUUGGUUAUGUCAAGAAGUAAUAUCAGACGAUGAAAUAUAUCAACAGUCUUGUGAAAAUAUUUGGCAAGAAAAAUAUACUCAAGAAUCACUCAAGCAGUUUUUAAAGAUGACGUCAGCAGGAGUACAGUACAAUUUUUUCAAGAAAAAGUGCAAUGAAUGCAAUGUAGUGUGCGAUAUCACGAGCUUCCGCAUGUACACAUCGCAACUACAAAAAAAUUUAGAUGAAACGCCCAUCGUUGAGGUUAUCUGUCACCUAGUAUGGAAAGAGAAGCAUAGGGUGUUUGGCUAUUGGAAAUGCUUGAAUUGUCGUAAGAAAUGGGUAAGCGCUUAUACUUGGUUAUCACUACAAAAGUUUAUAGACAAAACACCAGGAAAUAAAUUGUUGGAGGGAGAUUUUUGCGUGCAAGAGUGCAAGAAAUGCAAGGGAAACGAGAAUAAAAAUGUCAUGAUCUGGAAAUACGAACCUCUGAUAUUAUCAGAGACUGGUAAACCUCAUAAGAGGGAUUUAUGUGCAAAGUGUCAGGAUGGUGAAUAUUGUACUCGAACUGGCACUUAUUACGGUCAUCGGCAGAAAAAUGAUUAUGAAUAA